AUGUACCCCAACAUUCCAUCCCUCAUUUACGUUUUAUUGGUACUUCAUAUUUCGUGUGCCGCCAUCAUUGUUAAAGACCCAGGUACGAAUUAUGUUCCAGCUCAGCUGAGUGUUGAUAACCUGUGCAAAGACGUUGCCCCGGGGAUGGCUGUUCCCGUUGCCGACACUCAGGAUGGAAGACUGUGGAUAACAGCCGUCCACGACGAAAUAAUCCCAAGUAAAGGCAAGAAGUCACAGCUCGUUACGCAGCGGCCUAGUAAACUGAUCGCCCGCAGUCCGCGCUGA
This is a messenger RNA of Suillus plorans, 285 nucleotides long. RefSeq lists its product as uncharacterized. The transcript is spliced from 2 exons. Lineage: Eukaryota; Fungi; Basidiomycota; Agaricomycetes; Boletales; Suillaceae. Bases 1 to 285 code for a protein of 94 amino acids. The record is from RefSeq and is a predicted model, not a curated record.